Meloidogyne enterolobii is the source of this 1365-nucleotide messenger RNA. Lineage: Eukaryota; Metazoa; Nematoda; Chromadorea; Rhabditida; Meloidogynidae. The record is from the annotation of a GenBank genome assembly.
AUGGAACCGUCAAAAGUUGAAAAAGCAUCUAAUUUGGUUAAGGAAGUGAAAACUUCUGUCUCAACAGAUUUUAACAUCAAAAAGACAAUUAAGGUUGAAAUUGCUAAAAAGAGUUUUGAAUUGGAUCUUGAAAGGGAGAAUGAUUUUGAGCUCCCUAUGAAUCUAUUUGAGGAUGAUAAAGACUUUAAAUUGGUUGACGAAUUGAAAAAUUCUGUCCCAACGAAUUUACUUAAAAAGGUCAUCAAGAAGGAAUCUAAGAAAGAGAAUUCGGAAUUGAUUUUUGAAAAGGAAGCUGACUUCGAUCUUCCGAUGAAUUUAUUUGAAGAAGAGGAAAAGAAUAAAUUUGAAGAAGAAGGUGAUUUUUUUGAAAAAGAACAGGGUGAGUCGGAAAUUAUUGAGGACAUUGGCGUUGGAAACAUAGUUCAAUGGCCUGAAGAAAAGGAACCUGUCGAGAAAGAUUUUGAGAAAUUAAAGAAGGAAAAGGCCAACGAACUAGGUCGCAUGAAAAUUGAUUCUGAGUUCCACAAUCAACAAAAUUCUUUCGACAUUAAGAGGAAAAAUUUUGACAAUUUUGAAAAAGAUUCGAGACCUAGUAUUGAGGAAAAUUUUAAGGAAAAAAAGAAAGAGAAAGCAAGUGACUUAGGUCGUAUGAAAAUUGUUCUUGAUCUCUGCAAUCAAAAAGAUGUUUUGCAAAUUGAAAGUGAAGAUUUUGAGAAUUUUGGUAAGAAAUCUGUGCCACUAAAAGAAUGUAUUAGAAGAGAAAAUUUUAGUGAAUGUGGAAAAUUAAAGUUUUCUUCUGAUAAGAUUUUGAAAUUCUCCAAAUCAAGAAAAAGUUUUUGUGUGAAAGCUAAGAAAACUUUGAAGAGAACUAUGAAAACUGAGAAUUUUGAGAAAAUUUUUAAAUCAAAUGUGUUGAAACAAUUUGAGGAAUAUUCUUUUUCUAAGAAAUAUUCCAUGCUGAAAAGGAUUAACUCUAAGAUGAAGCUUCUCAAAAUUUCUGUUUUGGAAAAAAUUAAUGCUAAGAUGAAGAAGGGAAAGAAACAAGAAAAAUUUGGAUGGAAGAAAAGAAAAAUCAAGGGACGAUUUUUCCAUGGAGUUCGGAGCCGUCUUAGCUUGAAAGACAUGAUCACGCUGAUCAGAGCCUCUUUGAAAUUCAGGAAUUUUCUGAAAGAUAAAGACCGAAAAAGGCUUGACAUGAAACCAAAGAAAAACUUGCAAUUUGUCUCGGUGACAAAGCAAGUUAUCCAGACGUCCCAAAUGGCAAUGUUGUUCAUCGAAAAUUCUAGAAUACCCAUCAAAAAUAGAAAAUUUAAAACCGGUCUCGGUGACCUGGUUCCACAUACUUUGAACAGAACUACCGACUGA